GUCAAAGAACAUCCGCAAGUGUGUGAAAGGUCAUUAGCUUUUGGCGCGGGUUAUUGUUAUGAUCUGUAUUUCCUGACCUAAUUAUUUUAUCACAUUUUGAACAAAUAAUGUUCGAUCGAUGUCAGUUGUGAUAAGUGAAUCCUCAAGUUCAUCUGGGACAAUAAUGGCGUCAUAGAAGACUGUGGUUGUCUCCAUUUAAUUGGUUUGUACAGAUAAAUGAUCAUGAUGAAUGGGGAAAUACCUCAAAUCCCGAUCACAACACUGGCAGGGAUUGCAAGUCUAACAGAUUUGCUACCUGAACUUCCCCUACCCACCCCUAUGCCUCAGACUGUCCACAACAAAAGUCUGCUAUACCAUCCAAGGAUUGCAGAAGAAGCCAGGCGUUUGCUAGCAUCAAGAGAUGAAAACUUGGUGCCACAACUUAUCCAUGCACUAAGUCAUACAAAUGUUGAACACAUUGAGUUGAAGGAUAAUUCUGUGGGAGAUGCAAUUGAAGGAGAAAUCCCCGAACUUCUGAAAGCUGUACUAGCACAGAACCCAGCUGUCUUCAAGAGUGGUAGACCACAAGAAAGUGUAUAUCCCAGACAGCCCAUGGCUCCCACACAGCUUCCACAGCAGAUGCAGGGCUCCCCCUACCAGCCAGGCAAUAACAUGUCACCCUAUCAUCCUGGCAGUCCUGCAAGGUUCACCCCAUAUGCCCCUCAGCAGCAAGCACAGGGUAACUUGUUUGCUGGCAGUCCAUAUGGACAGCAGGGUUCUAACAAGUUCCAGAGUCAGUUUGCUGCUUUUGCUGCAGGGCAGCCACAGAUGGGACAGGGCCCUGGAAGUGGUGCUGUAAAUGGUGGUGAUAUGAUGAAUAGCAUGUCGCCUGGUUUCCACCAACAACAACAGCCAUAUAUGUCUCCAGCUCACAAUAGAAUACAAGCAGGAAACUCAGCUGCAGGUUCCCCAGGUCAUGCUAUAAGCCAUCCUGUAGACAGAGAUAAAGGCCAACCCACCUCUAGUCUUUCUACCAUGGACAAACAAAAGGAAAGCACACCAGCAAACUCCAAGUCCAAACAGAGGAGGCGUUCCUCUGCAUCAAAGUCAAGUGAACCAGUGGUUGUCCUAGAGCCACUUAGUUCAGAAGAUGUCAAUCAGUUUCAAUCUCCACCAAGAAAAGCUGGUGUAAGUAAGAAAUCUACCUCCAGUAAGAAAACUUCCAAAUUGCCUAGUGGGGAUAUGGCUCAGGCAAUAAAAUCCAUGACUCCUACCUUGAAAUUAACCAGAAUAGAUGCAGAUGGAAAAAAAGAAAAGGGAAAAUCUGGAACUACUUAUGUAAAUCCUUCUGGGGAAUUGCAGAUGAAGUUUUCAAAGGACUCCAUGAGCAAAGGAACAAAAAGGAGGAGGUCUAUAGAAGUAAUUGAUGCAGAUGAACCAGAAGAAAAUUUUGGUGGGUUUUCCAUGACUCUGAGCGAGCGCAUUAAGCGUCGUCGUCGCACAGGUUCCCAUGCAGGCUCCACUUCCCCUGUUGCUGCUGCUGCUGCUGCUCCUCCCAAAUAUACUGAAGAAGAUUCUAGUGAAGAAAGUAGACCACCAACACCUGUGGAAUUGCCAAAGAGUUCCAAAAAGAAAAAGGACAAAAAGCAGAGAAGAUUACAAGAGCAGUCUGACCUGAUGAGCCCAGAGGAACUGAUGGAAACCGGGACAUUCAAAAGGUUCAAUAAUGCAGUAGAUGGUGCUUUAGAGGCUGCAGAAGAUGCUGAUAUGUCAUCAUUGUCGCGGGUAGAUUUUGAUGAUGAAUCAGUUGAGAUUCCACCAGAAAUAUUGUUGUCCAAGUCAGCACUAAAUGAACUGUGCAGUGAGUCAGCCAAAUUAAAAGCAAUGGGAGUUAUGAAUCAGGUGCCUUAUGAAAAGCUGGUUAAACUACUAACAGUUCUGGCCUGGAACAUACGAGAUGGAGCCAAAAUCUUGCCAAAUAUGGCACAGGACAAUGAAGGUGAUGAUGAGGAGCAGCUGUGGAGAGAGCUGACCAUGGAGAGGGUUAUGCGCAGUGUGGAUGCCUCUCUCACAUCACUGUACGUUAUGACAUCACCAGACAUGCCUAAGCAAGUGUACCUAGAGGAUGUCAUUGACAGGAUACUCAUUCUUACCAAGUUCCAGUUGCUGAAUACCAUUUACCCAGAAUAUGACCCAGUUUAUAGGGUAGAUCCAAAAAAUAAAGAGGGUUUCCAACAGCAUGUUAAGAUGAAGCGUGCCAGGUCCCACGGUGCCAAACACAAGACUACCAUUGCACUGUACAACAAAAUAACAGAGAUAGUAGGGGCCCUAGCAGAACUCAUCAACAUUCAGGAACUAACAGACACUUUGAUAUUACAGGUGUCUUCAUUAGGAUGUGGUCCAUUUUUUGUGGAAAAUGUCAGUGAACUCCAACUGAAUUCCAUGAAAGUAGUAACAACUGUGUAUUCAGGUUACGAAAAACACAGAGCUCUUAUUAUAGAAGACAUUUUUGCAUCUAUAGCACGUUUACCCAGUAGUAAGAAGAACCUUCGGAGCUACAGAUUGAAUGCAGAUCAGUCAAUCCAGAUGCUGACUGCAUUGGUGCUGCAGCUCAUCCAGUCUGUGAUAGCAUUGCCAAAACCUAAGGAGGAUGAAUCUCGUGCACCCACACCCUCGGAUGACAAAAAUCAGAAGACAAAACUGAAGAAGCUUACUGAUGAUGAGGUCAUAAUAAUUACCAAUUAUGAAAAUGCCAUGAGAAGUGCCCACAAUUUUUUGGCUGUUUUUCUCAGAAAGUGUUCAACUAAAGGGGAAGAAGACUAUAGGCCGCUGUUUGAAAACUUUGUGCAAGAUUUAUUAGCAACUGUGAAUAAACCUGAAUGGGGAGCUGCUGAAUUGUUGCUUAGUUUAUUGGGCACAUUACUGGUGAAGCAAUUUAGCAACAAAAGUGUUGAAAUGUCUAUAAGAGUGGCCUCAUUGGAUUACCUUGGAAUUGUUGCCUCCACUCUCAGGAGAGAUGCUAUCAAUAGUCAGAUGAAUCAAGAGACAAUUGAUGAGAUUAUCGAUCGGAUCAACAAUAUUAGCGAUGAUGAUUCAAGUAAUGGCCGGAAAUCACCACUUGUGGAAGCUGGAGACCAGAUCCAGACCCUACAGAAAGCAUUACUGGAUUAUUUAGCUGCCAACAGACACAGUGACCCUGCAGUCCUGUUUUCAAGAAACUUCCUAAUAGCACAGUGGAUAAGGGAUGCCACAACAGAAGCAGAAAAAAUUGUACAAGCUGGGCAUCAGAAGAAAACAAAUGAAGAUGAUACAGAUGAUAGCGAUGAUGAGCCAGAAACAAGUCUUGCUGAUGAAGUUCAAAAAACCUCAGAAGCACUCCAAAUGGCUGAAAGGAGGAAGCAGUUUUUGUUCUCUCAAAUAACCCCUGAUUCAUCUUCCUUUUCAAGGUCAGUAUCAAGUAAGUUAGAUUAUGACAGUGCCUGCCUGGUGGCCAGGUAUCUUGCUUCCACACGCCCUUUUUCACAGAGUUUUGAUGUCUAUCUGACUCAGAUUUUAAAAGUCUUAUGUGAGACUGCUGUAGCAGUUAGAACCAAAGCAAUGAAGUGUUUGACUGCUGUGGUAGAGGCAGAUCCUGGGAUUCUGGCACGACCUGAUAUGCAAAGAGGAGUGCAUGGCAGGUUCUUGGAUCAGUCUACAUCAGUGAGAGAGGCAGCUGUGGAACUGGUGGGCAAGUUCAUCCUCAUCCGUCCAGAGCUCACUACACAGUAUUAUGAAAUGUUGUCUGAUAGGAUUUUGGACACUGGGAUCAGUGUGAGAAAACGAGUCAUCAAAAUAUUCAGAGAUAUAUGCACAGAACAACCAGACUUCAGCAAAAUCCCAGAGAUGUGUGUCAAGAUGAUCAGGAGAAUCAAUGAUGAAGAAGGAAUAAAGAAACUUGUGAAUGAAGUGUUCCAGAACAUGUGGUUCACAGUAGUUAGAGAUCGAGACACACACAAGCUACUCACCAAAGUAUUGAACAUUACAGAUGUGGUUGCUGCAUGCAAAGACUCAGGUUAUGAAUGGUUUGAAACCCUCCUUGGCAAUCUCCUGAAAAAAGAGGCAGAUCAUGCCUUUGGUCCAGUGGAAAAGUCGUGUAGACAGAUAAUUGACUGUCUGGUAGAAAAUGUCCUCAAAUUGGAAGCAAAGGCUGUGGAACUUACUGAGGGUAAAGUGACCAGCAGUCAAAGGCUAGUAGCUUGUCUAUCAACAUUAUACCUAUUCUGCAAGAUCAAACCUGACAUGGUGGUGCAACAUGCAGAAACAUUACAGCCAUACUUGGAUAUCAAAUGCAGUACUCAGGGUGACUAUAUGGUGCUCCACUAUAUUGCUAGAGUGUUAGAGUUGGUAGUCCCAUUAAUGGAACAUCCCAGUGAAGGCUUCCUAGCACAGCUGGAGGAAGACAUGAUGAAACUGGUGCUCAAACAUGGCAUGAUGGUUGUGCAGAGCUGUGUGAGUUGCCUUGGAUCAGUAAUAAACCUUGUGUCCCAUAACUACAAGCUAGUCAGAGAUUGCUUUCAGAAGUUCUUUGGUGUUCUGUGUAAGAUCAUGACAGAACACAAAAACAAUCCCAAGAAUCCAGCAUUGGAUAACAGCAAGCCAACUUUACUGAGGGCUCUAUUCACAGUUGGAUUGCUGUGCCGACACUUUGAUUUUGAUGCCAAGGAAAUGGGAGAGACUAAGGCCUGUGUUAAAGACAGAGUGUUUGAUGUCCUAAUGUAUUUUAUAAGCCAUGAAGAUGAAGAUGUAAAACACAAAGCAUUGACUGGAGUUGGUUACAUGUGCAUUCGUUACUAUGACUUCAUGUUAGGGACUACACUGAAGCAGGUGUACCAUGGUCUGCUCACCUACAGAGAUGCCCCGGUCAAACUAAAGAACCAGGUGCUAAGGAACCUUCAGCAUUACCUCACAGAGGAGGAAGAUAAAAUGCAAAAGGCUGAUGCAGAAUGGAGAAAAGUUGCCAAAAAGGAAGAUCUCAAGGAAAUGGGAUUGGCUGAAUCUGGCAUGGCCAGUACAAUUAUGCAGCUGUACCUAAAACAGUGUUUGGAGUCUUUCUUCCACCCACAGUUCCAAGUUCGCAUAACAGCACUGACAGUCAUAUCCUUGAUCUUGAAGCAGGGACUUGUCCAUCCUGUACAGUGUAUGCCGUACCUAAUCAGCAUGAGCACAGAUUGUGAGGCUAAUAUACGUUUGAAAGCAGAUCAGCAGAUGCAGGAAAUUGACAAGAAAUAUCCAGGAUUUGUACAUAUGAAGGCACUUGCAGGGAUCAAAAUGUCUUACAGACUUCAGCAGCUGCUGCAGGCUGACCUUUAUGAACCUAUCCGUGGAAUCCGUGAUGAGGACAAUCCCACUGCCCUCUGUGCGUUCCUAUACACGCUGAUCAGGGGGAACAGAUCUCAUCGCAGGGCUUUACUCACUAAUCUACUCAAUAUGUUUGAUGAUAGCGCAAGAAAUUUAACAGAUCCAUCUGAAAGGGACACCAGUUUUGAGAAAACCUCACUAAAUGAGAUGGUGUACAUAGCUGACAACCUUGCAUUCCUUCCAUACCAGUACCAGGAUGAGCCUUUGUUUAUCAUGCAUCAGACUGAUAUCAUAGUCUCGGUGUCUGGAUCAAACCUUGUGCAGGCUUUUAUGGAGGGCCUCACGCAAAAGAAAGAAGGUGAAUCUGAAGCUUUGUCAAGGUAUGAGGAAGAUGAUGAGGAGGAGGACGAAUUUGAGAGAUUGCUAGGGAGGUUUCCAGAGGACACAUCUGCUCUCCAGGAUAUCCGUCUGCAAUGGCAGGGUUGUAUUCUAUUAAUGCAAUUGAAACAACAUCUCAAGGAACAUUUUGGAUUCAAAGAACAGAAAAUAAGCCAGUAUUCUCCUAGUGAUCCUGCUAAAAUGAAUGAAAGACCUUUGAAUCGUAAAGGUCAGAACCGUUUCAAUCCCAAGCUGGCUCUAGAUCUGCUGAAACGUGACCAACUGUCUCCUCAAGACUUAAAUGAUGAGGCCAAGAGGCAGCUACUCUCUGAUUUCCUGGAGUUCAAGCAGCUGAUGUUGAGUGUAGAUCCAGCAGAGGAUGACAGUGACCAGAGCACUGGGCAUGUCACUCCUCAGCCCAAGUCCCCAGCAGUCAGUAGACCACCAGCAGCUGGGGGAGAUGGACAGCCAGGAGAGGAUGGGGCAGAAAAUGGAGGUGGGGAUGCAGGUUCCAGUGGAGCAGUUGAUGAAGAUGAUGAUGUUGCAGCAGAAAAUGGAGACAAAGCACUAAGGCCAGAAAUGCUGGUGAAGCCUUUGAAGAUUACCCUCACUCCACUUGGCUUUACCACAUCCUUGUCCAAGCACCAGAAAUCUUCAGAGAAGAAACAUAAGUCGCACAAAAGUAAAUUUGAAAAGAAGAAAAAACACAAAAAGAAGAAAAGGAAAAGGAGAAUAAGCACAACAGAUGAGGAAGAUGAAAGUGAUUUUGAGGAAGAAGAAGAGGAGGAUGAAGAAGAUGAGAGUGAAGAUCCUGAUUUUAAUAUUUAAUCUAAGAAGUGGCCAUUUGGACUUUUUUAAAGCUGACUAUGUAAUGCAGGUUCCAAUCACUUCCAAGUUCUGCCUCCAAAAAGUGUUGAGCAGCUUGGUGGAAUGCCCUCUCUUUGCUAGCAGUCAUGCAUUGUGUGAUAAUUUUUAACUGACUGAGGAAGCUUAUUUAUUUCGCUGUAUUCUUCCAGUUGAACUUUGAUCAACAACCCUGCAGCAGUGCAAUGUUAGAAGUGUACAUAGCUCAUGGUUAUUUAUAACUUUUUUAAUUAAAUCUACAUACAACUCUUGUAAAAACCAGUGUACAUAGAAACUAUUUAAAGGAGCUGUAAUUUGUGCAUCAUAGAAAAUUUGUGAAUAUAGAAGAAUUCCACGUCAGUUAUUACAGUCACUUUGGGGACUGGAUUUAUUUUAUGGAAUUGUUUUUCAUUGUCACACUACUUAGAGUUCUAUUUUUAACAAGUUGUUUGUAGAUUUAAACCUGUGUAUAAGCUAAUUUUAAGUUUUUAUAAUGUUGGUUUUGUACCAGUCCUUCCCGUCAAGUGUUUCAUAAAAUUAAUGUGGAAUUUGUGUUCAUUUCCUAUAUUCAUGAAUAAUAAAACGCUUACCUUUAAAUAAAGGAAGUUGUACAUCAGAA
Molecule: messenger RNA, 7156 nt
Organism: Lingula anatina
Lineage: Eukaryota; Metazoa; Brachiopoda; Lingulata; Lingulida; Lingulidae
Product: nipped-B-like protein A
Biological process (GO): establishment of mitotic sister chromatid cohesion; establishment of protein localization to chromatin; regulation of gene expression
Cellular component (GO): Scc2-Scc4 cohesin loading complex
Molecular function (GO): cohesin loader activity; chromatin binding
Source: RefSeq, a predicted model, not a curated record